UCUCUGUCUUCCAGCCUCUCAUUCAAUCACAUACAGUAUACCCGCUCAGGUUGUGACAGCUUUGUCCAUCAGGCAGAGAUGCCAGCUGAGGGAUUCGUGAUUGUAGCUGUGAUUUGCGCUCUGAUGGCGCAAAACUGCCGUGGAGAACUUGUGGCUCACGUGCAGGACUUUAAUCCCGUGCCCGAAUCCUCCUUGCUUAAACCUAAAGUCAUGAUCGCGAUUUUGGCUCGGAACUCGGCGCACAGCCUGCCGUACUACUUGGGCUGCAUCGACCGCCUGGACUACCCGAAGGACCGGAUUGCGAUAUGGGCUGCAACGGACCAUAAUGUGGACAACACCACAGCCAUCCUGAGAGAAUGGCUGAAGAACAGGCAGAGCAGAUAUCAUUACGUGGAGUGGAGACCCAUGGAUGAGCCACGGUCAUACACAGAUGAGUGGGGGCCGAAACACUGGUCUCCGUCUCGUUUCAAUCAUCUAAUGAAGCUCAGGCAGGCGGCACUGAAGACUGCACGUGAACGCUGGGCUGAUUAUAUCCUGUUUGUUGACAGUGAUAACCUCCUGACCAACCCACGGGUGCUGGAUCUCAUGAUGGCAGAGAAUUUCACACUGGUGGCACCUAUGCUGGAUUCCCGGUCCCUCUACUCAAACUUCUGGUGUGGCAUCACACCUCAGGGUUAUUACAAGCGAACCCCAGACUACCAGCCUAUCCGUGAGUGGAAGCGUUUGGGCUGUUUCUCAGUUCCCAUGGUGCACUCCACCUUCCUGAUGGAUCUGAGACGUAGCGCCACGCUGGACAUGGCCUUCUACCCACCUCACCCAGACUACAGCUGGGCGUUUGAUGACAUCAUGGUCUUUGCAUUCUCCGCGCGACAAUCUGGUGUACAGAUGUACGUGUGUAACAGAGAACAUUACGGUUUUCUGCCUGUACCUCUGAAGGCCCAGCAAAGUGUUGAAGAUGAGAAGGAGAGUUUCAUACACACCAUCACUGAGGCCAUGAUCGAUCAUAACAUAAAACCCUCCGAGUUCCUCUUCACUCCACCCAAACCCCAGGACAAGAUGGGCUUUGAUGAGAUCUUUCUGAUUAAUCUGAAGCGGAGGUCGGACCGGAGGGAACGGAUGUUGAACACAAUGGCGGUGCUGGGUAUUGAGGCUACGCUGGUUGAUGCUGUAGAUGGGAAGUCACUGAAUACAUCUCAGCUUCAGGCUCUUGGUAUAGAGAUGAUCCCGGAAUAUAAAGAUCCGUACUCCGGUAGGGUUCUGACACGCGGAGAGAUUGGCUGCUUCCUCAGCCACCACUUCACUUGGAUACAGGUGGUGGAGAGGGGUCUGCGACAUGUGCUGGUGUUGGAGGAUGACGUGAGGUUUGAGCCUCGGUUUAAGAGGAGGUUACAGACCGUCAUGGAGGAUGUUGAAAAAGCUCAGCUGAACUGGGACCUCAUAUAUGUGGGCCGUAAGCGGAUGCAAGUGGCUCAGCCGGAGGUGUCUGUAGAGGGUGUGAAUAACUUGGUGAAGGCCGAUUACUCAUACUGGACUCUAGGUUACGCUCUUUCACAGCAGGGGGCCAAGAAACUCCUCGCUGCUCAGCCACUUGGCAAGAUGCUCCCUGUAGACGAGUUUCUGCCAGUCAUGUUCAACAAACACCCUAAUGAGGCAUACAUGUCUCACUUUGAUCCCAGGGAUCUUCGUGCUUUCUCUGUUGAGCCAUUGCUGUUGUACCCAACACACUAUACGGGCGAGCCGGGUUACUUCAGCGACACUGAGACGUCCACUAUUUGGGAUGACGAUGCUGUCAACACAGACUGGGACAGACAGUAUGCCCAAAAAACUGCCCAGCAGGCACAAAUUCGCUCCGUCGCCCAGAACAGUGUCACCGGGGACACACCACCGCCUGCAUCCCGAGCCUCGCGAGACGAACUCUGAGUUCUCUAUGUGUUCUCGAACUACACAACUGAAUGGCAAAACACACUGAUUCAUUGACUGCUCACUCCACAAUUUCCAGCAGUCCUCUCCUCCUUGGCGACACAUCAGCCAAUAGCAUGACAGCUGGCUGGGAUGCUUGAACACCAUUGGCUGGCUGGUUGAUUUUGCACAAAGACACACAAGCUCUUUUUGUUUCCACUUUAUUUAUUUCAUCAUGCCUUCCAGAGACAUUAAGGGACCAAACUGUCCCUGAUGGACACUUCAAUGAGUGUUUGAUGGAUGAGGAGACUGCCGAAGGACUGGGCAGAGAAACACAGACAUAUGAUAGUUAGAUUUGGUUUUGCUUGACAAUGUACAAGACAGAUCUUUAUUUUUAAGUUUUCUUUUUAUAUUGUAAUAUAAAAAUAGAUACAUGCGCAGUGUUUAUUAAAAGAAUCGUCCGCGUUUCUACUGUAUAUUAUCAGGAAAGAAAUAAUAUUUUAAGUUGAUGUAUUUUAAUAGCAUCACCAAAUCACUUUUAAAUGUCAUUCAUGUGUCAAGUAUAUUUUAGAGCCAAAAAUUAAGAGCAUUGAUUACAUACGUUUGGUUGGAAGUUGUUCAAAUCUGCAGUUUUCACAUGUUUUUAAGUUGUACUGGAUUUAAAACCCUGUUUAAGCCAUAGAAGGAGAACGUUGAACAUUGAAGACACACACUGGUCAUUAAGUAUGUGAAUGAAUGAAUUUUAAUGAAUCAGCUGUAAAAAAAAUCUAUUUCAAAGUGUGUGUAAGACAAGUGGUGCUUUUGUGUUAUUGUUAACAUCUUAUUUUCACUAAGUGCUUCCAGAAUAUUCCUGGUGGCUCAAAAAGACACAUAUUCCAUGUAUCUUAAAAAGAGUGUAUGAUUCAUGGGCAUUAUGUCAUGUAUAAUAAUUAGAAAUAGCUCUCAUUUUUCGGGACACACUUGUAUUUUUCCACUCAGCAGGCUGGCUCCUGUUCUCUGACUGUCUAUUUCACUACCUUCUUUGAAGAUGUCUUGGUGCUGGUGGUGGGCUGAUUCAAUAAAACUGACCGAUCAUAAUAUAAUGCAUCUAAUUACGUCCAGGAAAGCUUCAGAUUCAUAUUGAUAUAUCAGCAACCUUUUUUAUGCUUUCUUAGUUAACUGUCAUCUUGAAUAAUGUACUUCCAACAGCCUCUGGCUGUUUCUAAACUCUCAUAGAUGUGUUUGAAACCUCCAUUCAGUGUAGAAGGGUUGAGUUGUUGUUAAAAAUGGGCCGCUCGUGCAUUUGGCUACCAAAACAUGGCACAUUCUAGCUUGCCAUUUCAGAAUGUGCCAUUUUAUUUGUUCAGUGAGUCAAUAAGAGAUGUUUAUUCAUAAUUUUGCCGGUGCUAAAAUGUCAAGUCCGUGCCAUCUCUGCCAUUAGUUUAUUUUAACUGAUACAUUUAGUUCUCUUGACAUUAUUGAGACAGGAUAAAGAGCGGGAAGGCCUUUUGUUUUUACACAUCAGUAUGGGAAUCAUAACAUGACACAAAUAUGUAGUAGCUACAGUAGAUAUCUUGCUAUAUUAUUUCGGUAAUGUAGGCUACACUUUCACUAUGGAAAUAUUAAAAAUAUAUUACACUAUAAACGCUCAACGCAGUCUGUUUCAUAAGUGAGUGGCAAUAUUUUGUUUGAUAGUUCCUUCGUGCUGUAAUGUUUGGAGACCCUGCCAUCUGCUGGAGCACAGUGGUAUUGCAGUUUGUCUGUGAGGUUCAUAGAAAUGGUGGGCAAUGGUGAGUCAAAACAUUACUUUUAAAUCGGUGUCCUUGGAAUGAGGAAUGUUAUCUGUCCUCUAGAGACAUUUAAAGUAAAAAGUUCCUCAAGUAAAGUAACGUUACAGAUAGUCAAAAAGUGUAGCCUACAGUGGGCCUAUGUAGGCCUACUUUGUUACUGUCCACCGGUACACAGAGUAGCCUAUCACUGUGUAAGUUCAUGAACCAGCAUAUGUUAUUUGUUUGUAUGUUAAAUGCAUUAUCACCCUAUCUUAAUGAUGAUCUAACUUCACUACAUUUGAAAGACAAAUAUCAUACUUUUUACUCCACAACAUUUUUGUCAAGGUCCUUGAGUAGAAAGUAGUAACGUCAGUCAGGGGAUGAUUUUGGUUGCAGGGGUUGCAUUUUGGUUGGAAAUAAGUAGGAAUUCAGAGGCAUAAGGUACUGUAAGUAUUACAUACAACAAUGCAAUAAUAAUAAAGCAAUGCAUUGACAUUUACUUUUAAAAAACAAGUGCUGCUUUUUUGUGUGUGUAUGUGUAUUAAGUAGCCUACAGAAAAACAGUGUAUUUAAGUGUGUUGUGUCUUAUAGGUGAUGCAUUUCCUAACACACACAUAAUGUAACCAAAUAUAUCCUCACAAACAA
Pimephales promelas (fathead minnow) is the source of this 4292-nucleotide messenger RNA. It is a transcript of the gene colgalt2b, whose product is annotated as collagen beta(1-O)galactosyltransferase 2b. The record is from RefSeq and is a predicted model, not a curated record. Gene Ontology annotation, molecular function: procollagen galactosyltransferase activity. NCBI's taxonomy places the organism in Eukaryota, Metazoa, Chordata, Actinopteri, Cypriniformes, Leuciscidae.